This is a messenger RNA of Fusarium subglutinans, 1371 nucleotides long. RefSeq lists its product as uncharacterized. The transcript is spliced from 2 exons. The record is from RefSeq and is a predicted model, not a curated record. The coding region runs from base 1 to 1371 and encodes 456 amino acids. Lineage: Eukaryota; Fungi; Ascomycota; Sordariomycetes; Hypocreales; Nectriaceae.
AUGAGUACAAGCCGCUCUCAAGUUCGAAAGGAGAGCCUCCUGAAGGACCUGGACCGGGUGACACCACUCCUCGCCCAAGAUCGCUGUCACAGUCGCUACAAGGAAGCAUUCGACGACAGGUUCAUUCAGGUCUUCAGCAAAGUCCGGUCGUUUCUUCCUGAAAUUGAGGUCGAAAAAAGGGCCCUCUGGGGCAUACAGAUUCAAUCCAAGAUCUUCACGUUUAGUUCUGCCCUCCGCUUCGACCAACGUCACCGCGCUGUGAUCAUGUCGGUACCAUUGAGCUCUCUGGACCGUGGAGGAAACCUGUCACCUAUGGACCAUGAUGGCUGGACUUUGUGGAAAGCGCUCAACAAUACCUACGCAAUGAUGUGCCAUAUCAUGCAGGUGGCGAUCCCAGCAGACGUGCCGCAAACCGUCACUCAGCAGCAGCUCCAAGCAGCUAACGACGCGGCAAAAGCCCGCGACGGUAACGAAAAAGAUCUGUGCCGCGAGCGGGAUAUGCAUAGGUGUGUUGUGACGGCAGCGACAGAUCCUCAUGUUUGCCAUAUCGUCCCCUGGAGUCUGAACAAGUCCCUCAGGAACAUCAUGUCAAUGAGACAGUUCAGCGCCGGAAUCAGCAGCAUGCUUGGAGUAAGGGAUGGAGGCUCUUACGAGAGCAUACUCGCCCCCCCUAUCCAAGCCGGAGACCCAAGAGGACAGUCGGACAAGACCUGGAACAUGAUAUGCCUCAGUCCGCAACUGCACUCCUGGUGGGAGAAGGCCUAUUUUGCGUUCGAGCCAGGCCUUCCCCAGAAAUUAGUGGGUGUGCAGAAAGCCAGGGUUGACUUGCAAUUCCAUUGGAUGCCCAAGGUUAUCAGCAACGCCACAACCUCCUACAAGUCCAUCGCAGAGCAAGUGGAAGAGAGUCUGAAGUCAGACCCGACACUUUCGGUCAAACCCCACACUUGCCACGGGAGCCCAAUUGUCCAAGCCUUCUUGCGGUCCGGCGAACGCCUUGCGACAGGGCACUGGUUCUCCAUCGAUAUGGACAUAGAUGAAGCAGAGCACUUCUACAACAUGAUGAGGUUGCAAUGGGUCUCUAUCAAUAUCGUCGCGCUUGUCGGUGGGGCAGGCUGUCCCGAUUUGUGUUCCUUCGAUGAUGAUGACUUCAUGCCACCUGGCCUCGAUGUGCGAGAUCCAGACUUUGAGGACGAAGAGUUAGUCAACGCCCUCGAGCCCGUCAACGAGUGGAUAUGGACAUACGAUGAUCCCAAGCCUGACAACGAGUCGAUAUUGACAGACGAUGAUCCCGAGCUCGCGGACUCAUCGGUGUUAAACGACGAGCGAGUUGGUGAGCUAACGAAUAUGAUUGACACUCUUAGUUUGUCAUAG